Messenger RNA from Limanda limanda (common dab), 2526 nucleotides. It is a transcript of the gene pip4k2aa, whose product is annotated as phosphatidylinositol-5-phosphate 4-kinase, type II, alpha a. The transcript has 10 exons. NCBI's taxonomy places the organism in Eukaryota, Metazoa, Chordata, Actinopteri, Pleuronectiformes, Pleuronectidae. The coding region runs from base 849 to 2063 and encodes 404 amino acids. Gene Ontology annotation, biological process: phosphatidylinositol metabolic process. Gene Ontology annotation, molecular function: phosphatidylinositol kinase activity. The record is from RefSeq and is a predicted model, not a curated record.
GCGGCUCACAUGAACCUCAGCGCCGCCGCUGCUGCUGCUGCAGACCGAGCUGGUCCCCCGAGCAUCCGAACACCCGCUCCCCGGCGUCUUCACUCAAACGGGGGCAGCGACAUGUCAGGAGACAGCCGGGUCUCUGCGGACUGAAGCGUGGGAGGAGAGCCGCUGACGUUGAGUUAGCCCGCAGGCUAGCUGCAGCUAGCUGCCGAGCGGAGCGCUGCUUUGUGCCGUCAGCUCGCUAGCGAGGCGAAGGUCGGAGGGACUCGGGUUAGCUGGUGGUGCGGAGCGGUUGCAGUUCGCCAUUCGGCUCCGUUGAGGUGUCAUUUGAAUGGUUUGCUUUGGUGCUGUGCGACAUUUUGUUUUGCUCGUGUCACCCCGCCUCACAUUUUUACCGUUUCAUGCGUUUAUUAAUUUAACGACAUUUAACGGUUGAUGUUUCGCCAGCUAGCUAGCUAGCUAAUCGGCUAUGCUAACGCCAGCUCAGUGAGAGCUCGCUCGCGGGGGUGCGGAGAGCUCCAGGCGGGUCAAGCCGGAGAGGGGACCUGUGAUGUGGGCUGAGGGAAGCGGCGAUCUGUCAGGAGAAGGACAGCAGCAGUAUUAACUCCAACACGGUGUGUGUGUUUCUCAUACUGAUCCUAGUCGAGGUUCAGGGGCCAUAGCGUCUGUCAGGCUGUGUGCGGGGCGUUGGAUGAAGGAGGAACGCAUCGGGGCACUUUGAUUUGCGAGCAGGCUAAAUGCACAGUGUCGGUGUCGCUGCAUCGUGAACCGGUGGCCACCGCGCCAGCUCGAAGGGGACGUCACUCAGUCCAGCUUAUCCCACAGACUGCAUCAACCAGCCAGUUUGCUUUAAGAUGGCUUCGGCGAUCAGCAUUGCCGCAUCCAUUGCGAGCAAGACGAAGACCAAGAAGAAGCACUUCGUCGCCCAGAAAGUGAAGCUCUUCCGUGCCAGCGACCCUCUGCUCAGCGUGGUCAUGUGGGGAGUCAACCACUCGAUAAAUGAGUUAAGCCAUGUUCAGAUUCCCAUCAUGCUCAUGCCAGACGACUUCAAGGCCUAUUCCAAGAUCAAAGUGGACAACCACCUCUUCAACAAGGAGAACAUGCCCAGCCAUUUCAAGUUCAAGGAGUACUGCCCUCUGGUGUUCCGAAACCUCAGGGAGAGGUUUGGCAUCGAUGAUCAGGAUUUCUUGAACUCACUGACACGUAGUGCUCCCUUGAACAGUGAGUCCCAGGGACGGAGCGGGGCCCGCUUCCACACUUCUUAUGACAAACGCUACGUCAUCAAGACCAUCAGCAGCGAGGAUGUGGCAGAAAUGCAUAACAUUCUUAAGAAAUACCAUCAGUUCAUUGUGGAGUGCCAUGGCAACACGCUUCUGCCUCAGUUUCUGGGGAUGUACCGACUCACAGUGGAUGGAGAUGAGACCUACAUGAUUGUCACACGCAAUGUUUUCUCCCAUCGCCUCUCUGUCUACAAGAAAUACGAUCUCAAGGGUUCUACCGUGGCAAGAGAGGCCAGCGACAAGGAGAAGGCCAAGGAGCUGCCCACCUACAAGGACAAUGACUUCAUCAACGAUGGGCAGAAAAUCAGCAUUGACGACGAGAACAAGAAAAUGUUCCUGGAGAAGCUCAGGAAAGACGUGGAGUUCCUGGCCCUGCUGAAGCUCAUGGACUACAGUCUGCUGGUGGGGAUCCACGACGUGGAGCGAUCCGAGCAGGAGGAGGUGGAGAGCGAGGACAACGACGCAGACGAGGAGGGAGAGAGUGACGGAGGGGGCAUUGGGACGCCCCCUGACAGCCCCAGCAACACGCUGGACAGCAACAAGCCUCUGUCACCUGGAGAGUUUGAUCCCACCAUCGAUGUCUAUGCCAUCAAAAGCAAUGAUAGUGCUCCCAAGAAGGAGGUUUACUUCAUGGCUAUCAUAGACAUCCUGCAGCAUUAUGAUGCCAAGAAGAAAGCUGCCCAUGCCGCCAAGACUGUCAAACACGGGGCCGGGGCUGAGAUCUCCACCGUGAACCCGGAGCAGUACUCCAAGAGGUUUCAUGAUUUCAUCACCACUAUCCUGUCAUAGCCUCCAGGAGCCUACGGGGUCACAGAGGCACACCGGGUGGGGGAAAGGGAGGACAAGUGGGGAGCAGGGCAGAGAAGAAGCGAGAAAAAUGAAACCCACGGAGAGGCUGAAUUAACAAAGUGCUGUGACGGCUUUGUAUCGCUCUCCCUCACUCGUUCUCCUCAUCCCUCCCUCUUUGUUUCUCUCUUUCAGUGGGGGUGCUUCGCUCUGCAGCUAAAAGCAACAUCAUUCGUUUACAUUUAACCUCUUCCUCUGAGUUUUGUUCAUGUGUUACUUUGGAUGAUAAGGGUGUUAAAAGCAAGUGUUCAAGUCAUUACGUUUUUUUUUAUUUGUUUUGUCUGUGGUUGUUUAUGUGGGAAUAUGGCUGAUUUUUUUAUUGCCUCUAACAUAACAUCCAGCACCCUGCAUUUUUUUUUUUUAUAUAAAUACGUUGAUGUUUAUAUUCGACUUUUCCUUUAUGAUG